Branchiostoma floridae (Florida lancelet) is the source of this 2349-nucleotide messenger RNA. RefSeq lists its product as uncharacterized. Gene Ontology annotation, molecular function: glutathione peroxidase activity. Gene Ontology annotation, biological process: response to oxidative stress. The record is from RefSeq and is a predicted model, not a curated record. The transcript is spliced from 11 exons. Lineage: Eukaryota; Metazoa; Chordata; Leptocardii; Amphioxiformes; Branchiostomatidae. The coding region runs from base 16 to 1275 and encodes 419 amino acids.
AGAUAGAGUGUCUGUAUGACGGAAGGGUGGAGGGUCCCCGCCUUACCCAUACAUGCUCAGACAUUCCUGCACUCUACAACGCAAUCCCCCCACCCGCCGUAUUUAGAGCGGCCGGAACGCACGGGACGGAAAUCAUAUCCGAGAGACAAAUUUAGAACCAUCUUGUUUGUCACUGGAGGAGGACGCGGGGAAGAAAUACUAGCUCGUUACCUGGCCCUCCGACGGACCAACACAAGCGUCACGAUGCCGGCGGAGGAGAUAUCCGAGGAGACGCUGGCCUUCAUAGAAGUGAUCAACAUCGUGGUCCAACAUGUGGCGGAGAUCAGGAGCCUGUUGGACUACUACAGGUACAUCACAGCGGAGAAGCAGAGCAAAUGCGAGCGGCUGGCGAACACGGCGAUGGACUCCCUGAACGAGCUGAGGGACACACUGGCAGAGGCUAAAAAGCAGCGGGAACUGGAACUUGAGAUGAUGCGGGGAAAGCUGGUGACAGAGAUGGUUGACGUGACGUACGAUUUCCACGAUGACGUCAUCCGUAACCCAGCAAGUCGCAGCGAAAUCGAAGAGAUGUUGAAAGGUUACAACAUCGUGGAGUACAACAUCCCGCCGCAAGGGGGCGACCCUGACAUGGACAUUGUGUAUAAGUUGACAGGGUUGCCAGAAGAUGUGGCCCGUGCAAAGUUCGCCCUCCAGGAAAAGUGUGACGCCAUGGCAGCGGAGUCCAGAAAGAAAAAGCAAAGAGGACAGCAAAUUGACAAGUAUUGGACGUCAGUUGACCCCAACAAAUGGAGAAAGACUCGGUUUAUCUACGAGUUUGAAGCUAAAGACAUUGAUGGCAACAUGAUCAGCUUUGAGAAGUACAGGGGGCAACCGCUGCUCAUCGUCAACGUCGCGUCCAGAUGUGGGGGUACGGACCGGAACUACAAACAGCUGAUGGAUCUGUACCGGAAGUACGGAGAAAAGGGACUGAGGAUUCUGGCAUUCCCAUGCAAUCAAUUCCACAAUCAGGAGCCAUACAUUGAGAGGGACAUCAAGGAGUUUGUUACCACCCGCUAUGGAGUAAGCUUUGACAUGUUCAGUAAGAUCCACGUACUCGGACCAGAAACCCAUCCCAUAUACAACUGGCUGGUGAAUACCACACGUGGGACACUUGGAGACAUCAUCAAGUGGAACUUUACAAAGUUCAUUGUUGACAAGAAAGGCAGGGCUGUCAAUAGGUACGGACCCAACGUCGACCCUGAGAAAAUUGACCCUGACAUCCCGAAAUACCUGUAAUGGCUGAUGGAAUGUGAUGGCGUAUUAUAGGCCCCGACAGUCAAAGGACAGGCUUAUAUCAUGGCAAACUAGCAUGAAGACUGUCUGGAAGACUGGAUGCCCUUGGUAAUAAACUGCUGGUGACAUUAUGUGUCUACUACGUGUACAUGUACGUGUGCUUGUAAUUGUCAGCAGUAAUACACUGCCAUGUUAUACAAGUUAUAUACUGCACAAAAAUAAGCCCAAAUGAUGAAUCACCUGGGAUGAAUAAGUGUGAACAUUUUGAACAUUCAACACUAAAGAUUUGUGUUUGUACCUGACAUUUCCGCUACACAGCAGCUCCUGCAAAAUCACAUUUCAUUAUCAAAUUAUUAUAAGUUUGAUAUGACUUACAAACUUAGAAUUAUGGUUAAUUACUGAGAUGAUACAAUGUAACUUACUAUCAUGCAGCUAUUGUAUAGGAUUGUAAACUGAGUUGUGGUAGACCCCUGUACAGAAACACAUAGUGAGUUAUAAUCUUGAGCUAUGAAAACCGAAAAAAAGUGCAAGAAGGUCAAUGAAUACAAGACAUAGUAAUGUUUGAAUAAUCCAAGUCAUUUUUUACAUUAUUUUACCAGCACAUUGUAUGAAUUCUAUUAUUUGCAAUUACAUGGACAGAAGGCAGAAGCAAAGUAGGCCAUGAUCGAUUGCAUAUGGAAGAUACAAAAAAUCUGCACAUUAGUGUGUAUAUUAAGAAGGCAUUACAUUGAAGGCACAUACAACAUGUACAACACAAACAUGUUUGUGUUUGCUAUGAUCAAGGCAGAAGAGUUGAUAUCACAAUCCCAAAGUCAAAACAUCGUAACUUUGCAAACUGUUCUCAAGGCUUUACUUUAAUAAAUUUUGUAAAUCUUUGACUUGCAGUCCCAUGUUGAAAUUUGUUUAACGUUACCUUUGCCUAGAUUCAAAUGUCUAGAAUGGUAUCAUAUUCAGAGGGUACUUUUAAGAGGUUGUCUUGGCCUCUACAAAUUUGACAUGAGCACAACAUCAUAAAUCAUUGAAUCAGAGCAAAAUGUAGUGUUAUUUCAUGAUGAACAAUAAAGUCUAGUGAACACA